GAGAGAGAGAGAGGGAGUCCAGGCCCAAAUAAAGCCAUGGGGGCCGGGGCAGGGAUGGGCCCCUUUUUGCUAUAAAUACGCUGGCCGCCUGGAGGCUCGGGUUUGGUGGUUGGGGCUUGGGACCGGCGACGACCACUGCUGCAGCAGACUUCCUCAGGGGAUUCUCCUCCGCAUACUCAUCAUCCUCAUCCUGGUCAUCAGUGAUCUGGACAGCAAGGAUGCCUCGCGUGGACGUAGACCUCAAACUGGACUUUAAGGAUGUCCUCUUCAGACCUAAGAGGAGCAGCCUGAAGAGUCGCUCAGAGGUGGACCUUCAGAGGACCUUCACAUUCCGCAACUCCAAACAGACAUACAAUGGCAUCCCCAUCAUUGCUGCCAACAUGGACACCACAGGGACCUUUGAGAUGGCACAGGUCCUUAGCAAACACACCCUCUUCACAACCAUCCAUAAACACUACUCUGUAGAUGACUGGAAAAACUUUGCUGUUAAUCAUCCAGACUGUAUAGAGCAUGUAGCUGCCAGCUCAGGCAGCGGGAAAGCAGAUCUUGAGAAGCUGUGUGCAAUAGUGGACGCUGUCCCUGCCCUCAAGUACAUCUGCCUGGAUGUAGCCAACGGCUAUUCAGAGUACUUUGUGGAGUAUGUCAAAACAGUCAGAGAGAAAUUUCCUAAACACACCAUCAUGGCUGGUAACGUGGUGACCGGGGAGAUGGUGGAGGAGCUCAUCCUCUCUGGUGCUGACAUCAUUAAAGUGGGAAUCGGGCCAGGGUCUGUGUGUACAACAAGAAUCAAGACAGGAGUAGGCUACCCACAACUCAGCGCUGUAAUAGAGUGUGCAGACUCAGCCCAUGGACUCAAAGGACACAUCAUCUCUGACGGUGGCUGCAGUUGCCCAGGAGAUGUAGCAAAGGCCUUUGGUGCAGGGGCUGACUUUGUGAUGAUGGGAGGAAUGCUCGCGGGCCAUGAUCAAUGCACAGGAGAGGUCAUCGAGAAGAACGGCAAGAAAUACAAACUCUUCUAUGGCAUGAGCUCUGACACAGCCAUGAAGAAAUAUGUGGGUGGAGUUGCUGAGUAUAGGGCAUCUGAAGGGAGAACAGUGGAGGUUCCAUACAGAGGUGAUGUUGAGAAUACUGUCCGCGAUGUGUUGGGGGGUCUCCGCUCCACCUGCACCUACGUCGGCGCAGCCAAGCUGAAAGAGCUGAGCAGGAGAACCACCUUCAUACGAGUCACACAGCAGUCCAGCCAAAUGUUCACUUAGCAGGGUGUGUGCAUUCUACACAGGUUGCAUGAUAUGCAGAUUUUUAGACGUGCAAUUGUAAGACAUGGAAGAAGAAGAAGACGCACCCACACCCACAGAGACACCUCUACAUGAGCACCCAACCUGUUUCUCUCAGGAUAUGUUCUGCCAGAUAGCUGUUUAUCUCCUGCUGGUUGUGAUUGAAGUUUAACUUGAAACAUUUUCCCAGAAGACUGACAGUGCUUUAAUCAACUUGAGCCUGCGGCGAGUGCGUUUACAUGCUUACAUAAAUGCAAAUAUAAAAAAGAAUGUUGCCUACACAGUGCAUGUAAACACACUCAGCAGGAGGGAAUGUUAUUUCUGUGAUGAUCAUUUGGGGAAAAACUGCAGAACUGUAUGUUGGAAUGAAUGUGCUUAUCAAUAUGCAAGAUCCAGAGAAGUGACUCUGUAACUGUCAGUGGAGAAAUCAUGUUGCAAUAAACUGCAUGCAGGACCCCCUGCUACUUUCAUUAUCAGUGUUGA
Notolabrus celidotus (New Zealand spotty) is the source of this 1757-nucleotide messenger RNA. RefSeq names its product guanosine monophosphate reductase (gene gmpr). The transcript is spliced from 9 exons. The record is from RefSeq and is a predicted model, not a curated record. Gene Ontology annotation, biological process: nucleotide metabolic process. Gene Ontology annotation, cellular component: GMP reductase complex. Gene Ontology annotation, molecular function: GMP reductase activity. Lineage: Eukaryota; Metazoa; Chordata; Actinopteri; Labriformes; Labridae. Bases 219 to 1256 code for a protein of 345 amino acids.